Penicillium nucicola is the source of this 1242-nucleotide messenger RNA. Its product is annotated as putative pyridine nucleotide-disulfide oxidoreductase AMID-like. Gene Ontology annotation, molecular function: flavin adenine dinucleotide binding; electron-transferring-flavoprotein dehydrogenase activity. Gene Ontology annotation, cellular component: cytoplasm. Bases 1 to 1242 code for a protein of 413 amino acids. NCBI's taxonomy places the organism in Eukaryota, Fungi, Ascomycota, Eurotiomycetes, Eurotiales, Aspergillaceae. The transcript is spliced from 5 exons. The record is from RefSeq and is a predicted model, not a curated record.
AUGCCUUCCAACGACUUUGUUCGAACCGUAUCUCGGAGCUUUCGCGUGCUUGUGAUCGGUGGCUCUUAUGGUGGUCUGGCUGCGGCAUUAGCUCUAGUUGAUCUUUCGCAGGGUCGCAUUGCUCGCUUCAACAGCAAUCCAGAAACUAAAGCCCCGGCACAUCGCAUUCCAGUCCAGAUCACUGUAGUUGAUAAGAGAGAUGGCUAUUUCCAUCUCAUCGGAUCUCCGAAGGCCCUAGCCUGUGACAAAUUUGCGUCGCAAGCAUGGACUCGGUUUAGCGACAUUCCCGGCCUGAAAUCCCCCGAUCUCAGCUUCAUUCAGGGAAGCGUCAGUUCCGUCGACUUCGCUGAAAAAGUGGUCCAUAUCAUCGAUGCGGAUACAAAGACCAACCGUGCAGAGUCCUACGACUACCUGGUUGCGAGCUCGGGGCUGCAACGAACGUUCCCCACAGUGCCUCAAUCAUUGCAACGAGAUCAGUUCAUAAGCGAAGCAAAAGAGCAUAUGGCAAAUGUAAAGAAUGCCCGGGACGGCGUCGUCGUUGUUGGUGGAGGAGCUGUUGGUGUCGAGAUGGCAGCAGAACUAAAAAUCAUUCAUCCUGAACAAAAGAUUACUCUCAUUCAUUCCCGAAACCGCUUGCUUUCUUCGGAGCCAUUGCCAAACGAUUUUGCCGAUCGUGCACUUUCGCUAUUGCAGGAAGCUGGUGUUGAAGUCAUUCUAGGGCAACGUGUCAUUGACACGACAGCCGUGGACACAGAGCUCGAGAACAGGUCCUGGAAUCUCACGCUCGGUGAUGGCCGACAACUGAAAACUGGCUAUGUAUUAAACGCCAUUUCGCAACCCAUCCCAACAUCAACAUACCUACCAAAAGAAGCACUGGAUGAGGAAGGAUACAUCAAAACUUCAAUUCUCGGGGAAAUCCCCAACGCCGAGAGCCAUUGGGCAGUUGGAGACCUCGCAGCGUGGGAAGGAAUUAAACGCUGCGGUGGUGCAAUGCACAUGGGUCACUAUGCCGCCAUGAACAUUCAUCGGCAUAUGACCGCAGAAUGCACAGGCGAGAAGCCAGAAUUCUUGACCCUGCAGCCUUUCCCAUCUGUAAUGGGGUUAGCCAUUGGUCACAAGGCCGUCAGCUAUACCCCGAGUGAAGGCACCCGCCAUGGCGAGGAUCUUUUGGCAAGCUUGUUCGGGAAGGACAUGGGCAAUACCAUUUGCUGGAACUACAUGCGUCUCGGUGAGGCAUGUUAG